AUGGACGAAAUUUUUGCCAAUGCAAAAUCGAUUCUUAUCGUGUGGUUUGAUUCUGCUAAAACAGAGAAUUUGUUACCAUUCAAAGAAAAGAUACAGAUGAAAGCGAAACAAGCUGAAAUUUCAUUUGAAAAUGCUCAUAUGCUUAAUGAAUCAAAACGACAAUCAUCAUCAUUUGACAUUAUCAUUUACGGUUUGAUCAUUGAACAAGAUAUAUGGCCAUCCAUUGAACUUUUAAAUGAAUUAUUUCGUUUAUUAAAACCAAAUUCUUAUAUAAUAACACACAUAGCACAAGAUAAAGAAGUGAAUGCACUUGAUCGUUUUAAAAUGUGUGGUUUCGUUAAUUGUAAUAAACUUGAUAAUAAUAGUUCAUUUUUAAUGGAACUUAAAGAUUAUAGUACGAGACAACUCGGUUCAUUAUGGUUAUGCCAAAAACCAUCGUUUGAUAUUGGAUAUUCUGUACCAUUGAAGAAUAUUAAGCAAUCACAAAAACAAGUACCUUCAUCAAAACCGAAUAAUGUUUGGAAAAUAAAUGCUAAUGACGAUGACGAUGAUUUAAUUGAUACAGACGCAUUAUUGGAUGAAGAAGAUAGAAAGAAGCCAGACAUUAAAAAUUAUGAUUGUGGUACAGCAUCGAACGGUGUUCGUAAAGCUUGUAAAAAUUGUACAUGUGGUUUGGCGCAAGAACUUGAAAAAAGUGAAUAUGAUUCAGCAGCAAAAAAUGUAAAAUCAUCGUGUGGAAGUUGUUAUUUGGGUGAUGCAUUUCGUUGCGCUGGCUGUCCUUAUCGGGGAUUACCACCGUUUCAACCUGGUGAAAGAAUUAAUAUUCCAACAAUGUCCGACGUUUAA
Molecule: messenger RNA, 846 nt
Organism: Didymodactylos carnosus
Lineage: Eukaryota; Metazoa; Rotifera; Eurotatoria; Philodinida; Philodinidae
Source: the annotation of a GenBank genome assembly